AUGGUGGAAUUCAAUGAUUUCCUGGAGUGUUUGGAAAAUAUUGAUGGGUUCCUUGCUGGUGUCAUGAGUAAAAAGUCACUAAGAUCAUCAAAGUUGGAGGACAAAGACAAAGACAAAGAGCAGAAGCGUGAGAUGGAUGGAGCUAAAGAGAAGGAAAGAUACAGGGAGAAGGAGUACAUGGGAAAAUCCAUUCAAGAACUUGACCUCAGUGACUGUAAACGUUGCACUCCCAGCUACCGGCUUCUACCUGCUGAUUAUCCAAUUCCUACAGCUAGUCAGAGAUCUGAGCUUGGUGCUCAAGUAUUGAAUGAUCACUGGGUAUCUGUGAGUUCAGGAAGUGAGGAUUACUCUUCCGAACAUAUGUGCAGGAAUCAGUACGAAGAGAGCUUGUUCAGAUGUGAAGAUGACAGAUUUGAGCUGGACAUGUUAUUAGAGUCUGUGAGUUCUGCAGCUAAACGUGCAGAGGAAUUAUAUAAUAACAUGAAUGAAAAUAAGAUCAAUAUGGAGACUCUGAACCGUAUUGAAGAUUACUUUACUGUUCAAAAUUUAAGGUGCAUUGAACGUCUAUAUGGUGACCAUGGUCUUGACGUUAUAGACAUAUUGCGUAAAAACCCAACUCGUGCGCUCCCUCGUAGGUCUCUUGUUGGCGGCGCGGAGUAUGCGUGUAAGACUCUGAAGAAGGGGGAUGAGACUGUUUACAGGGAGGUGGAGAUAAUGCAGCACUUGUCUGGGCAUCCUGGGGUUGUGACUCUGCUGGCAGUGUAUGAGGAAGCUGAUUGCUCUCAUCUGGUGAUGGAAUUAUGCUCUGGGGGAAGACUUGUCGACCAGAUGUUUAGGGAGGGCCCUUGUUCUGAACAGCGGGCUGCUAAUAUACUUAAGGAAGUGAUGUUGGUCAUCAAGUAUUGUCAUGAUAUGGGAGUUGUGCACAGAGAUAUCAAGCCUGAGAAUAUUCUGCUUACUGCUUCGGGGGAAAUAAAGCUUGCUGAUUUUGGCCUGGCCAUGAGAAUUUCUAAGGGUCAGAACUUGACGGGUUUGGCUGGGAGCCCUGCAUAUGUUGCACCAGAAGUGUUGUUGGGUAGAUACUCAGAAAAGGCGGAUAUAUGGAGUGCUGGAGUGCUCCUGCAUGCUCUGUUGGUUGGUGUUCUUCCAUUUAAAGGGGAUUCACAAGAAGCAGUUUUUGAGGCUAUUAAGAAUUCCAAGCUAGAGUUCCAAACCGGGAUGUGGGAAUCAAUAUCUAAACCUGCACGAGAUCUUGUUGGGAGAAUGCUGACAAGGGAUAUUUCAGCAAGGAUAACAGCUGAUGAAGUACUUAGUAAGUUUAUGGUAGAUUAUUAAUGUUUUGUAGCGUGCUUUAUCUCUCUUCCUCAAUGAUGAAUACACCAAAGACUAGUUGUAUUUGGUCUGAUUUUUUGUUUUUUAAUCUUGAAAUAAUUAAAAUUAGAAAUUUCCAAGUUUUGUUGAAAAGUAUCUUUGCCUUUCACAUGAAUUCUUAAUAAUUAGAAGGAUUGCCUUGUUUUGGUUGGGAUAACAGUGGUGGGAAUCUGUUAAUUCUCACAUACUUUUGUUAGUUUUUAUUAUGUGUUCUUCUAUGUGGUUGAGGCUCUCUUUUUCUCCCUAAUGUUUUUAAACAGGAAAUAAAAUGACAGUACUUUUAAGUUUUAAGAACUGUUCGAUUGUUUGCAUGUUAAAUUAAUAUUAUGUGGUUCAAUUUCAGGACAUCCAUGGAUAUCUUUCUACACAGAACGUACAUUGAAGAUCCUGCCCGUUGAAUCAAAGUUGAAGCACCAAAAUGGAGCUGCUUGCCACAACUUUGUUGCUGCACCUGAACCUAGGUUAGGAAGAAACAGGAUG
This is a messenger RNA of Gastrolobium bilobum, 1851 nucleotides long. Its product is annotated as serine/threonine-protein kinase PEPKR2-like. The transcript has 3 exons. NCBI's taxonomy places the organism in Eukaryota, Viridiplantae, Streptophyta, Magnoliopsida, Fabales, Fabaceae. Gene Ontology annotation, biological process: protein autophosphorylation; intracellular signal transduction; peptidyl-serine phosphorylation. Gene Ontology annotation, cellular component: cytoplasm; nucleus. Gene Ontology annotation, molecular function: ATP binding; calcium/calmodulin-dependent protein kinase activity; calcium-dependent protein serine/threonine kinase activity. The record is from RefSeq and is a predicted model, not a curated record. The coding region runs from base 1 to 1335 and encodes 444 amino acids.